This is a messenger RNA of Oikopleura dioica, 5931 nucleotides long. Lineage: Eukaryota; Metazoa; Chordata; Appendicularia; Copelata; Oikopleuridae. The record is from the annotation of a GenBank genome assembly.
AUGGAGAGCAAAAGCUCCAAAGACUCGGACAGCUCCUUGAGCCGAGCAAGCACCAACCGUUCAAAAACUCCGGAAGAAAAAGCCCGCAGCUCGACUCAAUCCGCUAGCUCGCGGAAUGAACCGACAAGUUACGGCGAUUUGAUUUCGGAGCGAAGCAGUCAGCUAGAGAGAAGAGCCAGUGGAAGAGCGCGCACGCCGUCCGGUUCUGUCGGUGAAAUGAGCUACACUCGCCCUCUCAGCCAUAAUGAGGCGUCUUCUACUCGCCGCUCGAACGCAGGCAGCUCAAGCGUCUCCCAGACACUUCCAGAACCGGACACAUCCAAGAUGGAGAGUACAAGAUCUGACGAUGCUUUAUCUCUGAGCUCUAUGCAAGUUGUAGAGCUUAAAAGAAAGCUUGAUGAAGAACGAGAUGGGUACAGGCGCAAGUUACAGGCUUACCAAGAAGGCCAAACUCGCCAAGCCCAGCUCGUACAAAAACUUCAGUCCAAGGUUGUUCAAUACAAGAAGCAAGCGACAAACUUGCAGCAACAGAACAAAGAUCAAAAAUUGGACAUGGAAAGAUCUAGAUUGUCCUUGGAGGAUGAGAACUCGCGACUUCAAUCCAAGCUUUCUCUUCAGGAAUCUCGUCUUCGUCGACUGGAGACUGAAACAGGAGACAUGGACGAGGUACUUGUCAAGCUGGAAGCAGAGCAACAAAACUCCGAGUCUCUUCGGCAGCUGACUCAGAUUCUUCGCGAGCAGCUUGACCAGUGCAACAAGGAGAACCGCCAAUUGAGCGACUCCAACGCCGCUCUAAAGGCACAGGUCGACGAGGCCCAGGAAGAAGCGGAACGUUUGCGGGAAGAAAAAAUGCAUAUUUCUGGUAUCGUUAUGGCGGACGAAGACAAACUUGCUAGCUUGUGGAAGUCUUUCCGAAUGCUCAAGCGAAACUACAACGAGAUGAGGAAUGAAACCGACAAGGAUCUUUCGACAAUUCGAGAUGACAUCACGCGCUCAAAGCGUCAAAUGCACGCUGCUUGCUUGAAUCUCAACGCCAACUUGCGCACUGCAGAGCCACGACAAUCACUCGAUCGAAUGUCCGACGAAAAGAGCCAGGUGGAACAGCAACUUCGCGAAAAGGUUUCCGAACUUAUCGAACUCCAGGACGAUUUUGAGAAGGAACGCGCCGCAUUGAAGAAUUCUCUCCGAUCAGAGCGAGAAAACUCUGCUGCCAAGGCUGAUCUCUCCGCGCUCAACAUGUCUCAAAUCAACCCUGCUGACUUCGAAGAUCUCCAAGAGCAAAAAGCCCAGCUUGAGCAGGCACUUCGAGACAUUGCUAACUGCGUUAUUGCUGACACUGAGUUGUCGGUUGCCAUUCCCGAAGCGGAAUCACUCCGAGGAGAUGGCGCACGAUCGCCAACCAGAUCCACCUCGCCUAGCCGACGAUCUCGCCGACUCAGAUCACCAGGAAGAGCCGUCAGCCCUACCUUCGCGAUGACAACUUACGACGCUGUUGCUGGAAGUCUUCAAAAACGCCAGCUUCAGGUGCAAGAGCUCCGUGCCAAGCUUGAGGCCUCACAAGACUCCGGUGCAAGCCUCAGACAGCAACUUGCUGAAGCUGACAACACUGUCAAGGACUUGGAGCGUGAAAUUGCCGCGACAAAGAGCAAACUCGACGAGACUAUCACCGAAAACAACGAUGCCAAGCGCGAGAUCACCAGAAAGCUGGCCUCUGCUGAAACCGCCCAGGCUGAGAAAGACGGACUCAACCGAACGCGCAACAAUCUCCAAGCUCAACUCGAGGGUGCCCAAGUCGACAUUGAAAAACUCCGAAGCAAGAUCGCGGAGCUUUCUUCACAGAAAGAAUCGGCCGAGGAGGAUCGAGAAGAACUGCAGGCGCUGCUGAAACGAAGGGAUGAGGAUGACAAGCGCUCUCAGCGAAAUAUCGAGCUUCUGGAACAACGAGGCUCGUCUCUAAAAGAAGAGCUCAUUGCCAUCCGAGAGCAACUCAAGAAAUCAGAGCUCGAACGGGACGUUGCUGACCAGGAGCGACAUGAAACAAGCGAAGCUCUUCAACGAGCCGAAUGUGCUCUUAACGAGACCGAGCUCAAACUCAACCAUCUCAGAACGGAAGAAGCAGGCUCUCGCGACCAACUCGCUAAGUUUGCCGCGCUUAAUGAAGGACUCGCUGCUGACAAGGUUGAAUUGAGCCGAACAAUCGCUCAUUUGGAGGAAAAACUCCAACACUUGGACAAUCAAAAACAAGACGUUGAGGAGGAGAAACAGAUCAUCCGCCACGAGUUGAUCAAGAUGGAGCAAGCCGCUGCUGAUUUGAAGGCGCAGAAAUCGACCCUUGACACGAGCUUAAUUGAAGGCGAGAAUGUGCGAAACCGCCUUGACGCCGAGAUUCAAGAGCUCAACCGCGAUAAGCUCGUCCUCAAGGAGACCAUUAAUUCCUUGGAACGCGCCCAAGCCAAGCUCCAGGAAGAUCUUGGAAACAACAAGGAGGACCUUGAGCGAACUGGAAUUCAACUCAGCAAGCUCGCCAAAGAAAAGGAAGAGCUCACCAAGGACAAAGCGCAGCUUAUGGUUGAAAAGUCAUCAGCUGAGCGAGCUAAUCGAGCACUCAGCGAGGAAUUGGCCGUUCUCAAGACCGAUAAAGAAACUCUUGAAACUGGGCUUUACGAGCAGCAGCAAAACUGCAGUGUUCUCGAGGGCAAGAAAUCUGGACUUGAGCAGGAUCUCCAGUCGGCUCUUGUGAGAAACGAAGCCUUACAAGCGGAAGUUUCCCGAACUCGUAACGAGCUACAAGGCGAAAUCGAUAAGCUUGGAGAACAGAUUGAGCUUAGGAAUCAAAAGAUCAGCGAAAAUGAGAGGAACUACAAGCUUCAAAUUAAGAAGCUCAACCAAAUCAAGGAUGAAGACUGCGACAGACUGGAGCGAGAAAAACAAUCUCAAUUGGCCCGAUUCCAAAAAACCAAGGAAGAAAUUCUUUUCGAACACGCGAAAGAAAAGGAAGAAAUCAUCACUCUCUUUGCCCAAGAAAAGAAGGAGCUUCAGGAAGAAAUCAACGCCGUCGUUGCUGAACACAAUGAGGCAAUGAUCGUUGCUGAGUCUGAGAAACAACAAGAACUUAGCAUCAAAGAAUCCGAAAAAGCCCGACUCCAGGAGUCGCUCAACAGCAGCCAGCGGGAGAACAACCACUUCCGCGUCGCGAUCGAGCGAGCAAAACGCGAAGCUGGCGCUCGACAAGAACAAGAUCGCGAGGCAAUCAACAGACUUACAGGCGAAAUUAAAAACUUUAAAUCGCAAUUCGCCACUACUGUUGAAUCACACGAAGCUGAAAUCUGCCAGAUGAACGAGAAGAUCGCCACACUCUGCAACGAGCGUGACCAAAUCGACAAAGAAGCUGAGGAGCUUAAGCUGCAACUCCGUGUUUCUGAGGACGCCAAGGAUGCCACGAGACGUGAUCUUAUCGAGACCGCUCGUAUGCUCAAAGAACACGAGGAGAAACUCGAGCGAAACAGAAAAGAGAACAUGGAACUCAAACGAGCAAUCACCGACGAGAAGCACGAAAAGGAAGCAAUUUCAAAGACCAAUGAAGAUCUCCGCGGCGAUAUCAAAAAGGUUCAAUCCGACCGAAUCGCGCUCAAACGUCAAUGUGAAGAGAAAUCGCAACGAGUUGCAGUACUUGAGGAAUCGAAAAACGCUCUCCUUCAAGAAUCCCAAGAGCUCCGCGCUGGACUCCGUGAAGUCGAGCGAUCACGACUUGAAGCGCGCCGAGAACUCCAGGAUCUCCGCCGCCAGAUCAAGAUGAUCGAUGCUGAGUCUGAAAAGAAAUCAGCAGAGGUCAACGAUCUGCAAAAGCGAAUUUCGCAGGAUGAGGCACGUGAAGAGGAAUCUCGCCGAGAAGCUCACUGCCUCAAGCAGCGAAUCGUCGAGACCGAGUCUUCCCGCGACAACUUAACCAAGGAAAACAACAAUUUGACCCGAAAACUGACUGAAACAGAAGACGCAUUGAAGGCCGUCGAGCGUGAGCUUUCCAACGCUGUCAGCGAUCACCGAGACAUUCAAGGGCGACUCAAGGACGAGAUCAGAGAACUGAGCCAGGUCUUCAACGCCAAGGACCAAGAGUCAACUGAUCUGAAAAUCCGCCUUAGCGAUUUGGAAGGCCGCGCCGCCGGACUUGAAACUGAGCUGAGCAAGACCGACAACGACAAGCGAGAAGUAGAAUACAAGCUUUCCUCGCUCUACUCGGCACUCCGUCGAACUCUUGGAAUUAGCCGUGUCGGUAGAUCCGCCUCGCCGAUGCGCGGCCGCUCUCGUAGCCCAAGCCCUAACCGAACAAAGCAAACUGAAAGCCAGUUGAACUCUUCUGUCGUCGAUGUUGACCCAGAAGUCGUCCGCGCUUCCCUCCGCGAGUUCAUUUGCGAGCUGAAGGAAGCCGAGCAACAGCGCGAUCUCGCCCGAGCUGAAUCGCAGGACCUAACAAAGCAACUUGCUGAGACUGAAGAACAACGAGACCGAGCUAACAACCGACUAUCCGCGCUCAACAAGUCUCUUGGUGCGCUCGAGGAAGGUAAACGCGGCUCCGACGGACGACUGGCAUCAGCUCAGACUGCUCUCAUGCUUCAAGAAGAAACCAUCAGACGAUGCGAGCGAGAGAAGAAGGCACUGAGCGAGAAGGUCAUCGCUCUCGAAAGAAACGCUACCAACAGCGAUGGUGAUCGAAGAAAGCUUCUUGAUCGAAUUAACAAACACAAGGCCGCAGAAACUCGAAUGGACGCCGAGUUAAAAAGACAAAAGGAAACAUUGGACAUUGCGGAGCAAAAGCAAACCGAUACUGAAGUAAAACGUCGCAAACUCGAGGGAGAAUUGCAAAGGAUGAAGCUCACUGUCCACGAUAAGGAAACCGAGGUGCAAGUUAUGAAGGAACGAUGCGACUCGCUCACUAAACAACUUCAUACUGCUGAGAGCAAGUGUCAAAACCUCCAGACCUCUAUCGAGCGCCUUUCCGCCGGUCUUGCCAAAACUACAGAGGGAGAAGAGCAGCUGCGAAAACGAGUUAACGACCUUGGAAAGAACAUCUCCACGAAAGACCUUCAAACUCAAGAUCUACAGGAAAAAAUCUACAAGUUGCAAAAACUCGUCACAGCUUCCGAGCAAGACCGAACCGUCCUCGGCGAGCGAUUGGAGACCUCCCGAGCCAGCGUUGCCGAGCUCAAGAAACAACUUGCCAAGCAAAACGAAAAACUCUCGUCCGCGAACAGAAACAACGAGGACGCAGACCUUCGAACAAUGGAGCUCGAGGCACAACUCAAGACCAACAAACAGAUGCUGGAUGCUGCUCGUGAAAAUGAAGGUGCCGCUGUCCAGCGAAUCUCCAAGCUUCAAGAGGAAAAGAAAGUUCUCCAGGAACGAGUAACCGGUCUCCAACGAGCGAUUGCCCAAUUGGACGCAAAGAAACGCGAAACAGAGCGCGCCGCCCAGCGAUUAGAAAAAGACAAACAGUCGCUCAAGAAGAACAUGAACCAUCUUGAAAAGGAGCGAAACGCACGAGCUGAAGAAGCGCUGCGACUCUCUUCCGAGCGGGCGAAUCUGGAUUCGACUGUCAAAGGUGUCGAAGGAGAACUGAGCGCUCUUGUCAAGCGAUCUCACGAGCUCGAGGCCCUUCUGGCUGAGCAAGAGCAAUCGCACGCUCAUCGCAUUUUGGAACUGACUUCUCGUCACAGACAGGAGGCAGACAGUGAAAUGGAACGACUCCGAUCGGCACACAGCCAGGCCGAACGCACUCUAGAAUCUCGAGAGCGCGCCCAUCGCCAAAGAAUUCGCGGCCUCGAGGAACAGAUCUUUGGCUACAGAAGCGAGAUCACGACGCUAAAAGAUCAACUCGCCCUGGAAAUCCGCCGCAAACAAGCCUAUCUGAAGGAGGCCGUCCGAGGAUCGUCAUAA